Molecule: messenger RNA, 3094 nt
Organism: Aedes aegypti (yellow fever mosquito)
Lineage: Eukaryota; Metazoa; Arthropoda; Insecta; Diptera; Culicidae
Product: IQ and AAA domain-containing protein 1-like
Exons: 4
Coding region: 39-2876 (945 amino acids)
Molecular function (GO): ATP hydrolysis activity; ATP binding
Source: RefSeq, a predicted model, not a curated record
UCGUCAACAUCUGAGUCAGUUACCUCAACAUUCGCACGAUGACUCAAAAAACUAUAGCCAAAUUUUGGAUUGCCACCCAAGCGGAACUUCAGGAUGUCCUUUUGCACGAACAUCUGGUCCAACGGUUUGAGCCAACCAAGGACAAACAGAUCGUGCACGAAAUCCUAUCCGAACUGUACUGUCGAUAUGUUCCCCUAUGUCGGAUGCUCGAUCGAUGCUACGAUCAAACGUUGCAGGUUCAGAAACGUGAGGUCAUUCAAUGUCUGGCGCAAGCGGCCAACCAACGAAUGCUGGAGCUUCAACAGAAGGUCAAACAGAUGGAACUCAGUGAGUUCACCUACAUCGACGGCGCUCUUCGAGAACUACACCUGAUUCCGGAAGAUGUACAACCCAUGCGACCUUGCUACUUUCCAUUGGAACGAUCAGUGCAACAUUCGGAAUUGAUUGCUGCUUCAAGCAAAGCACUUCAACCGUUGACUAGCAGCUCGAGCGAUGAACUUAGCAGUAGUUCCGAAAGUGAAGAAGAACCACCCCCGGAUCCCAGACGCCCCGUUGUUCGACGGGAUCGCGCCAAAGAGAAACGUGUUGCUGCCCUGAACUUGAUCCUUGCUCACGAAAAAGCACGCCGUGCCCGAAUCAUGCAACUGAACUUCCGAUUACAGCCGAAGAUAUUCUACCCGAAGCCAAGGGAAGACGCUUUGCAAGACUUCCCGUACGAAUUCCACCACAAACCGGAUCAGUUUAUGCUGAUUCCAGUGAAGCGAACUGUGUACAAUUGGAAUUACUAUGUUAAAAAGAAGGACGUAAUAGCAUUCCCUUACUACAAACCUCCGGGUUGGGUUGAAGAAAUAAUUCUGCAGGAACCUGCAGAGGUCAAAGAUAUUGCUGAACCAGUUGUUGAAGUGGAAGAAAUCCCAGAAGAAGACAACACGGAAGAGAUGAUUGAGAAGAUAAUACAAAACCGGUCAGCUAGGAAAAUCCAACGAUACUGGAGAAAGUACCAAGAAAGAAAACAGCAGCUAAGUGAACGUUAUAUUAGAUCCGUAGUAUUGGGAAUGAUUGAUGAAAUGGAAAGAGGACCGGAUUUGAACGCCAGGAUCGAAAAAGCCGAGAAAGAACGAAGGAAACGUAAACCUGAAUUUGAUGAAGCAUUUUUGAAAGCCAUAGAGGAUGAGAAAACGCGAAUCUUGCAACAACGUGGACCUUGGAUCAUGGAGGACAUUUCUGAUCACAUCAGAGCGUGGUUCAGAGAGUUUUACGAUCAAGCGCAUGCCUUCGAUCGCUAUCCGGAAAUUUGGGAAGGAGGAACGAUCCUGGUGAUCAAAGGAGAAACAUUGACGCCAGAUGAAUAUAUGGAAGUUCAGAGAAAAAAGGCAUUGGAAAAACUGAAAAGUGCCGAACAAAAGAAGAAGGAAGCUGAAGCCAAAAAGAAAGCGAAAGAACUGGAAAAAGAAAAGAAGAAGGCAGCCAAGGAGAAGCUUAGAGAACAGAAACGCGAAGAGAAAGAAUUGGAGAAGAAAGAGGGCAAAACAUAUGAUUUCAAGAAACCUGAGUUUGCUACCAAUGCGUACAUUACGAUCGAGGAAUCAAUAGCACGGUAUGAGAAGGACUGGUAUUUCAUCGACGAGUUGGAAAACGAAGACGAGCUUCCGAUAAUGGAAUGGAUUACACUGGACAAAUUUGCAGAAGUUCAUCAAGAAUUGCGCCCCAUAGUGGACGAAGUGCUUCGUGGAGAGCGCGAACUGCUUCAAAAGGCCUUAUGUAAGGAUAACAAGAAGAAGUACAAGCCUGCCAAACCGAAGAAGGAAAAAAGAAAACGAAAAGGGAAGAAGGGCAAGAAAAAGAAAAAGGAAGCACCCGAUUUGACUGCGGAUCGCACAAUUGAUUCACUGUAUGAGGAGCUCAUCGAAAAGAGCGUAAUUCGAACAUAUAAGAAAAAGAAAAUCGACGAUUUCAUCGGCGAUUACAAUUAUGCAGCGUACGAGAAAAGAAAUUUCUUACUGCAAGAUCCACCGGCUGCUAUGGGAGAGGUGCGUGAUAUCUUAAAAACGUGGCUUUUCGGAAUGGGUCCCCUGGGUCUUCCAAAGACUAAAUCUUUCUGUCUACUGGCACCACCGGGAUACGGCAAAACAUUGCUAGUAGAAGCCAUAUGCAACGAAACGGACGCAGUUCUGUUCGAUCUUAGUCCUGCAACUGUUGCUCCGACUCCAGCUGCAGAGAUUCCUCUACUGCUGCACAUGGUUCUCAAAAUGUCCCGUAUUCUCCAACCAACGGUUAUAUGUAUCGACGAGGCACACAAACUGUUCUACAAGAAAAUCCCUCCAGACGAAGCAUCACUGGAUCCAACAAAACUUGGAAAAGUGCUCUUUAGGCAGUUGGUCAAGCAAAUCAAGAAAGACGACAAGAUCCUGUUGGUGGGAACGUCCAGCCAACCAUGGACGGCCAAGAUGGGAAAGUUUAAGAAAUGUUUCGAGAAGUUUCUGCUGAUUCCGAAAACCGAUUACGGCUCCACGCAGCUACUAUGGAGACAUGGCCUAAGCAAAAAGGUCGGUAUUUCGAAAGAUUUCGACCUAUCGCCGCUGUCCUUGGUUACGAGAGGCUACUCUCCGGCGCAGAUACUUGGUAGUGUGAAACAGACCUUGGGGCUUAGAAGGAGGAUGAGAUUGGCGCGAGAACCGCUCACAGCCCAAGAGCUACUGGAAUACUUUCUCAAACAAACUCCACCAGAAUAUCCCAUCACAGAUAAGGAGUACUUAAAAUACACAAAAUUCUAUAAGAAAGCGGACAAACUCGCCAAACAGAGGGCCAAGAUGCUACAGAUUCGAGAAGCAGAGCUCGCCAAACAGAAAGCCAAGGAAGCAAAGAAGAAAAAGUAGAACUACCCCCAAGAACUGGUGAUAUUCGAUUUGAACGGAGAUCAUCUGCAUCAAGUAUAAAAAAUAACGAUCAUUUUAUUGAUUUUGUACAUUUGUUCAUCAAUGUAUGGCUCUCCAAAAAACGAUGAGACUUAAAAAACGAAACGUUUGAAAUGGUUUCUAAAGGAAAUAUAGAUACAAAUUUCGGUGUUUGUCAUGAACAUGCUUCAAAAAACAAG